GAGUGACGCCACAGCCUUUAGGGAAGACGACAUUUUAUGUGAAUCGCGCGUCCACGGCAUGUCUGAAGAAUUUUGUGCCAAAUACUUAAAUUUCAUUAUAAAAAUUUUAGUUGCUAAGAUUUCAUAAAGAAAAAUUUACGUACUUUAAUAAGAUCUUUGACACCAUAUCUGACAUGUAUAACCCAUCUAUAAGUUGUAGUUAUAGCUACCAUAAAUACAGCUCUAAUAUGAGUUCUCGAGGCCGUGGAUUUAAUUCUCGGGGAGGCAGUUCUUAUAGAGGAAGAGGUGGCGGUAGUGGAAACGAAUGGAAUAGUGGAUCAACAGGAGGAAACAUGUCUAGCAGAGGAGGUUAUUCCUCGUCUAGAGGAGGUCGAUUUAAAUAUUCAACUACUAGUUAUGAUUCUCGUUCAAAAUAUAAUUCUGGAGGUUCAGAAAGAUAUUCUAGUAGAGGAGGAAGAGGUGAACAUUCAAAUAGUUACAAAAGACCAAGGGAUUCUUAUUCUGGAAGAGAUGAACAUCGUUCAUCAAGUGAUUCAACUCGUAAAAGGAUGAGAAGUGAUUCAUAUCAGGGUGGAGGUAGCGGUAGCGGCUCUCAGAGGUAUUCUUCGUCGUAUGGUGGUUCAUCUGCAUCAGCUCCUUAUGACGAUAAUAAGGGAUCGUCAUCUUCGGCCGUGUAUGAGGACAAGAGACAGAGCGAACGUGCUUCGUCAUACCAUCGCUCAGAGGACCGUCAUUCAGCAUCACGGAGCUAUGCACCUCCACCACCCCCUCGAAUUAGUGAAAUGGCACCUCCAACUCAGAGAUAUAGCUCGAGCCGAGGGCGAAUAUCGCAUCAAAGCUCAAACUACAGAGGUCGUAUUUCAACUCGCGGCAGCGGAAGAGGGGGUGGAUUCCAUCGCAUGAGCUCUCGAUCGGACGUCAUCAUGGCUCGCAAGCGUACUCUACACUCACUCGACUAUCGACGCAAGCUGCUAGGAUCGCGAUCGCGAGACUACAUCCAGCGUGUGCGCAUGACCACAACCAAAUUGCGCAGGAGUAGCGGUACUACUAGGCUAUCCGGAAGUAAAAAGGAGUCAGGAUCAGGAACCAGUAUGAAGGACAAGGAUAGAGAGAUGACCAAAGCUAUUAACGCUGAAUUUUCCGAUGACGAUGAAGAGGAUGAUGAUAACAAAAGUAAUUGGGAUGAUGAUGAUAAGCCACAUGAACGCGAUGAUGAAGAGGAAGAGGAAGAAGAAGAGAAAAUGAAAAAAGAUGAAAAAAGAAAGAAAGAAAAGCAAGAUCGGGAAAGGCAAAAUACCGAAGAUGAGGAAGAAAAAGAAGAUGAAGUAAAAGAAGAUGAAGAUGAUCGAAAACAUGAGGAUGAUGAAGACGAUGGGGAUGAUGAAGAAAGAAAUGAAAACGAUAAAACAGAACACGGUAGAGCUACUGGUUCAGAAGAAUUACCUAGUAGAAGAGAUGGGAGAAAAUUUAUUAAAUUAACUUGUCCACAUUGCGCUCAUCGUAGUGUUACUUUCAAAGAAUACUCUUUGCAUUUGUAUUCGGGCCGUCAUAGUGCAGCAAUGAGACGAAUCGCAUCGCGUCAUAAAGCAACUUUAACUCGUAUGCGUGUCUUGCAACGACAAGAACAACGACGUGUCGAAGCUCGUGAUGCUGCGCGUGGUACUUUGCCUUCUCGUACCAUGUUCUGUCCGAUUUGUAAACUCAAUUAUCGUUCUCUUAAAGCAGCACAUCAACUAUCCGAUUCCCAUCGUCAAAUGAAACGAUUUCUUACACCAUUUUGCCGCACAUGUCGUAUUCAAUUUCGAUCACCAAUGCUAUUUGAAACUCAUAUGUGUUCUUUGGAUCAUAUUAAGAGAAAAAGUGCAUUGAAAGAAAGAAUGAACGCUGGCAAUGGUGAAGCGGAAGCGGAUUCAAGUGGACCAGAAGAAGAUGACAAGGAAGUUAAUCUUGAUAAUUUCAUGACUUUGGAUUCUGUAGGUGAUGUUGAUGAAGAUGAAGAGUCUCCUGAAAAAAAAAAAGAAAAACCGGAAAGUGAAGGAACAAAUGAUACAGAAAAGAAACCUAAAAGCAAACAAAUGAUUAAAGUUGGAGCAGAAUAUAUAAAACGUGUCGAGGUUCAGUUCUGUGAAUUAUGUAAGCUAUAUCUACCACGUAGUGAAAAUAGUGAAAGAGCAAUAGCACUUCAUUGUUCAACUAGAAGUCAUCUUAAACGAUAUGUGCGCGAUAAUGAUGAUAAAGCAUUGCGAAGGCAAGCAGAAAGAAUACAUCUGCAAUCAUCGUCAUCUACCAAUAAUACUUCUACACCAAAUGCUGCAAAUAGUACAGAAAAUGCUAAAUCUCCAACUAAUUCUGAAGCACCGUCUACAAAUAACACAUUGCCAGUAACUACAACUGAUGGCACUAAUAUUGCUGAAUCUAGUAAAGCAAUUGAGCAAAAAGGGACUGUCGAAUCUGAAAAGAAUAUAAAAGACAACAAAAAUGGACAAGCGGAAGAAGAAGAUGAUGAUGAUUACCCAGGCGAUAGUAGCGAUAAGUUGUGGGAUGAUGUCGAUAAAGACUUGGGCGAUAUUUUAAGAGAAACAGAAGCAGGAGGUAAAUCAAGUGAUGAUGAAGAUUCUCGUUAUGAUCGUUUCCGUAAUUCAGAUAAGAAACAACAACAUUCUGGCAAGGAUAAAGAAAGGGAUAGCGAAAAGAAUGAAAUAGAUGAAAAAGAAAAUAUAAAAAAGCAAGAAGUGAAAGUAAAAAUUGAAAAAAUAGAUAUGUAAAGUCCAAGAAUUAUUAGUACGUUUCAACCAUAUCCUAAUGUGAUUUUAUUAUUUUUCUACAAAAAUUUGUAAAACUUUAAAAACCAUAGAAAACAUAAUAUCAGAAUUUCAUACAAAGCAAUUAUUUUUUAUAAGGUUAAAUAGUUAUUUUCAAUCAAGUUGACAAAACUCUAUGUAUAAUACUAUAUUUGUUCUCUAUAAGUUUGUUGUAAAAAUGUUGUAAAAAUGCGUAAUUUAAACAUUAUUUGUUUCAUAUAAAAUUGUGAGUAUGAAACUGUGUUUAGAUUUUUAUUUACUAAAUACUGGACAUGCUUGAAAUGUACACAUUGAUAUAAACUUCAUAAUGUUCAAUUCCUUUGUAAUUCAAAUAGUCACUAUGUACGCACAUUCAGUGACAAUGUUGACAAGAACUGUUGUAAAGGAAAUUAUUCAUAUAAGCAUGUUAAGUAUAGUUAUGUAAAAGUAGCGGUUAUUUGUGCAUUGAAAAUUUGAUGGAAUCUACAAAAAAUAACAAAAAUAUCUAAUUAAUUUCUAAUUAUUAAUGUAAAUGAAUAUAUAACAAAAUCGAUAAACUUGUCACUUUUAGAUAAGUGUAAUAAAUAUUAUAUACAUCUUAA
Messenger RNA from Apis laboriosa (Himalayan honeybee), 3382 nucleotides. RefSeq lists its product as uncharacterized. The record is from RefSeq and is a predicted model, not a curated record. Lineage: Eukaryota; Metazoa; Arthropoda; Insecta; Hymenoptera; Apidae. The coding region runs from base 174 to 2765 and encodes 863 amino acids. Gene Ontology annotation, cellular component: nucleus. The transcript is spliced from 12 exons.